Molecule: messenger RNA, 1006 nt
Organism: Pipra filicauda (Wire-tailed manakin)
Lineage: Eukaryota; Metazoa; Chordata; Aves; Passeriformes; Pipridae
Product: mas-related G-protein coupled receptor member D-like
Exons: 1
Coding region: 68-1006 (312 amino acids)
Biological process (GO): G protein-coupled receptor signaling pathway
Cellular component (GO): membrane
Molecular function (GO): G protein-coupled receptor activity
Source: RefSeq, a predicted model, not a curated record
CUAACGUGUCUCUGUUUCUCACCCCUCCAGCUGUGUGAGGGGAAGGAGAAGCAGCAGAGGUGUCACAAUGGAUACAUCCUCUGCCACGGAAAGAGCCAGCCCCGCUUGCUGGAGCCAAUCCAGUGGGAUGGCAUCUAACAGGAACUGGAGUGAGGACAACCCCUACAACUGGACUGACUAUGAAAGCAGCCACUUGAGCAAAGUCCCUGUCACACUCCUCAUCUGCCUCUGUGGGAUGGUUGGGAAUGGGGCUGUUCUCUGGCUCCUUGGCUUCCACAUCCACAGGAACCCCGUCACCAUCUUCAUCCUCAACCUGGCCAUCGCUGACUUCACCUUCCUCCUCUCCAUCACCAUCACUCUGGGGAUAUAUUAUGUCCCAGAGAGCCUCUGUCAUGAGCUGGGCUCACAGGGAGUGACAACUGUGCUGAACAUCAUCAUCUUGUUUGCCUUCACUGCCAGUGUCUACCUGCUGACAGCCUUCAGUGCUGUGACAGCUCUGUCUGUCCUCCCCAUGUCCCACUGUCCCUGCCACCACUCUCAGCGCUUCCCAGUGCUCCUGUGUGCCCUGCUCUGGGUCCUCUCCUUCCUGCUCACCAUGACCCUCUACUCCCACCCUUCAGCACUCAUCGCCUUUGUCCUGAGCUACCUCUUAUCAGUGCUCACUCUGAUCUGCUCUGGUCUAACCCUGCUUGUUUUCCUAUGCUGCUCAUGGAAACAUUCUUCAAGGAAGCUCUGUGCUGUGGUCCUUCUGGCUGUCAUCUUCUUCCCCUUCUCCACUGCUGAUUUUGGAUACUGGCUCUUGCUAAGGGUGUUUGAUUUUUCUGUCUUUGUCCUCAGCGCCUCCCUCCCACUCGCCUGUGCCAACAGCAGCGUCCACCCUCUUAUUUACUUCUUGGCUGGGAGCUGUGCAAAGAAGUCCACACUCUCUGUUAGUGCUGCCUUCCAGAGGACUUUUGAAGAUGUGUCAGAGCCUCAAAAUAGAGACAACACAGUGGAAUCAUCAUAA